CUCACCGCAGUCUGGUACCUUAACGGUACGUCAUACCGUAACUCGAGCCGAGGCGCCGCCUCCGCUAUACCACCGCUGUCAACUGAUUGUGACACAACAGACAACAAGACCCUAACUAAACUACAAGACAUGGAACCAUAUCACUCAGGAGAAGAUAANAAGGCCAUGCCUGAAGCAUCCAAUUCACUUGGUAAACUUCCCGAAGAGAUUCUUCACGAAACUCUACGAUACCUUGAUAAUUCCAGCUUGGCCAGCUUUGCCCGAGCCUGUCACUGGUCGUACGACAAGGCGACACCAUUAUUGUGGCAGAACGUCGAGCUGGUAGACUGUCGUACAACAGAUCCCAGUACCCCUGAUAUGAGUGACGAACAUGACGACACACCCAUCAUUCGCAGACUCCUUGUCUUGGCCAGCAACCCAUGGAUUGCCUCACAUGUUCACACCCUAACACAUCGAUGCCAUCUGCCACCACCAGCAAUCUUCUAUGAGCUACCGAGGAUAAACUUCCAAGGCAGAACACUCUCUCAUGAUCCAAGAACGCUCCGCCUACUAAACAGGGCUUGCCAGAAUCUCUCUAGCAUACAUACACUACGAAUCAUCUUUGGUCAUUGGAAUCUUACUCGUGGUCUCUUGGUUGGACUACUAGGCAAAUCCCAAGGCUCUACCAUACGACAUCUUUGGCUUGAAAAUUGUAGCCUCGCGGGCAUUUCACAAAGACGACUCCAGUCUUUCGAUCUUGCAGGGCUAGAGAGUCUUCGCUUGCGUCGAUUACCACUGCUCGCCAAUGCUGGGCGACAUGACUCGCAAGAAGUCUAUACUCGAGGUCCAUUCCCAGACUGGCGAAAUGACAGAGCCUUCGAAAUCAGACAGGAUGGUCGAGGUGGCGUGAUCAAGACUUCAACCGAGCUCUUUCGACAUCAGGGAGGCAUUCAUCAGGAACCUGAUCAUAGCUCACAACUCCCAAGCAGAAGAAUCUCAACAAACAAACAGUUUGAGCUCUCAUUCAAGGAGGCUCAUAACUUUGACGAGGAAAUAUACAACAAAAUACCUGAUGUCAACGGCCUGGUUUCUUCGAUACAGCAAGAAUUAUCAGAUGAGGACCGAUCUGCUACGAGUAGUGUGAGACAGCUUCUCGAUCGUAACCAUCCGGACUUUGCCUCGUCUGAUACUGACCCAUUUCCCACAUUCAUGCACAUACUAGAGUGUUCCACAAAUUCCCUGAUCUCGCUGAACCUGGAUUGGGUACUAUUCAGAAGAACAGAUCAACGCGCCUCCUCGGAGUCCAAGGCAAGUCUGGAAGGCAUGUUCAAAAGAAUGUUCGAGCUACACUUUCCCUACCUCCGCGCUUUCCAGUUUCGGAAUGCAGUGAUUGCAGAAGCCGAGUUGCCACAGGGUGUCUAUCUUCUAGAUACUUGCGCAUCAAGUUUGGAUUCUACAUUCGACCCGGACAUGUGCGUAUCAUGGUUAGAAUCGCAUCCGAGGCUUCGAUCUUUGGCCUGGCCAGCAGAUCGUUUCUUCAGACCUGCCAAAAACACGACACCAGAGUUUCAGGCUCGAAUCAAUCUCGUCAUAUCCAAGAUGGCACGUACUUUAGAGGAUCUUCGCGUCGAUACUGUUUACAGCAGGAGCGGCGAAUUUAAGACUGAUGAUUCGGAUGAUCCAAUUGAUUUGAACCGUCGUCAAAGUCGCAGACGAUUCAUCUCUGAAUUUGCAGCACGUAUGCAAAGUCUCGACUGCCUGAAGAUGGAGGGUGGUAUACCACGCGAUGAGAAGCGGGAAACUAUCAGAGCUUUGCGUCAGUCUCCUCUGCAGAGAGUUGUUUUGAUCGGCGUGAAUGCACCCAUGGGUAACACUUGGGGGUUUGCUGGGCGCGACAUUGGAUCCUUGGGCAUUAACGAAGAUCCUAACGAUCCCGACGACUUUGGUUCUCUCGAAGAGGAAGACACGGAUGAGAUCGUUCGUCUCGGUACAACAAUACCAGAACCGGUUAUUGCCAACGAACCCUUCGAAGCGGAGUAUGGAUGGCCACCAGGCCCGCCGUUCUUGCAUACGCUGGCCUCUUAUCACGCAAACACAAUUACAGAGCUCAAAUUCUGCGGAUAUCGCGGAGCACCUCUUCUUUGGAACCCUACACCGAUCACUAACUACAUGCUCGCACCACUUCGCAACUUCCACAACCUACGCCACCUGGUCCUAUCUCUUUGGUUACACACUUUGUGGGAGGACGAUCAUAGAGAUGACGAGAUUCUCGACUACUGGCUUAAUACACGCUCCCCAUCCACCACAGCACUUGUCACAACAUUGAACGAACCACCUACAGGCUGGGCCGAAGAACUAGCCUCGAAAUACGAGCCCAAGGUCAUGGCGGCAAGGAUCGUCGCACUGAUGGGUCCUUUCAUCAGCGAACAAGCAAAGUCUCAGCAUGGAGGUAUGCACGUCAGAGCCAGCUUUUGCAUCGGGACAUACGGCGGCUUGUUUGACUUUGACGUUAUCAUUGGCAAGGAUGUCAAUGGAAAGGAUGAGCUGAGGGAAUGGAAAGGGCCGAGAGAGGAGUUGCAUCCUGAGAGGAGAGCCGAGAAGUUGAGGAACAGGCGAUGGUUUGGCACGCCGGUGAGGAGAGAUCUGGGUGACGGACAGCGUAGCAUGUCAGUCAGCCUG
Messenger RNA from Aureobasidium musti, 2658 nucleotides. NCBI's taxonomy places the organism in Eukaryota, Fungi, Ascomycota, Dothideomycetes, Dothideales, Saccotheciaceae. The record is from the annotation of a GenBank genome assembly.